UUGACUUCGGUAAGAUUCCCUAGAUUAAACAAUAUCAGUUUUUGAUUAUUACCUCCUAGUUUAGCCCUAUUAAUUUUCUCCGCCUGUAUAGAAGGUGGAGCAGGGACAGGUUGAACUCUUUAUCCUCCUUUAUCAGGAUUACAAAGUCAUAGCGGACCUAGUGUAGACCUUGCUAUAUUUGCUUUACAUCUUUCAGGUGUAAGUAGUUUAUUAGGAGCAAUAAACUUUAUAACUACUAUAGCUAAUAUGAGAACACCAGGUAUAAGACUACAUAAAUUAGCUUUAUUUGGAUGAGCUGUAGUUAUUACAGCUAUUUUAUUGUUAUUAUCAUUACCUGUGUUAGCAGGAGGAAUCACGAUGAUUUUAACAGAUAGAAACUUCAAUACUUCUUUCUUUGAAGUAGCCGGAGGGGGUGAUCCUAUAUUAUUCCAACAUCUUUUCUGAUUCUUUGGUCAUCCUGAGGUUUAUAUCUUAAUUAUACCAGGUUUCGGUAUAAUUAGUACAACAAUCUCAGCUAGUUCAAGCAAACCUAUAUUUGGUUAUAUAGGUAUGGUUUACGCUAUGAUGUCUAUAGGGAUAUUAGGAUUUAUCGUCUGAAGUCAUCACAUGUAUACUGUAGGACUGGACGUGGAUACUAGAGCUUAUUUUACAGCUGCAACACUAAUUAUUGCAGUUCCUACAGGGAUAAAAAUUUUCUCUUGAUUAGCUACAUGCUACGGGGGGUCUAUAAAAAUGACACCUUCAAUGUUAUUUUCACUAGGUUUCGUCUUUAUGUUCACAAUUGGAGGGUUAAGUGGAGUUGUAUUGGCAAACGCAUCACUUGAUAUUGCAUUCCACGAUACUUACUAUGUUGUUGCUCAUUUCCAUUAUGUUUUAAGUAUGGGAGCAGUAUUCGCUAUGUUUGCAGGGUGAUAUUUUUGAAUACCGAAAAUGUUAGGUCUAAAUUACGAUUUAACUUUAGCUAAAGCACAAUUUUGACUUUUAUUUGUAGGUGUUAAUCUUACAUUUUUCCCUCAACACUUUUUAGGUCUACAAGGUAUGCCUAGAAGAAUAGGCGACUAUCCUGAUGCAUUUUCAGGAUGAAAUUUAAUAAGUAGUGUAGGAUCUAUAGUAAGUGUAGUGGCCGCUUGAUUAUUUUUAUAUAUUGUUUACAAACAAUUAGUAGAAGGUAAAGUAGCUAGUAGAAAUCCUUGAUUAACACCAGGGUUCUACACAGAUAUACUACAAGCUAAUUUAAACAGAUGUUAUAGUAGUUUAGAGUGAGGGUUAACAAGCCCACCUAAACCUCACGCAUUUGUAAGUUUACCUUUACAAUCUACAAUUAAUUUAACUUAG
This is a messenger RNA of Hirsutella rhossiliensis, 1335 nucleotides long. Lineage: Eukaryota; Fungi; Ascomycota; Sordariomycetes; Hypocreales; Ophiocordycipitaceae. The record is from the annotation of a RefSeq genome assembly.